Messenger RNA from Pantherophis guttatus, 3369 nucleotides. The record is from RefSeq and is a predicted model, not a curated record. Lineage: Eukaryota; Metazoa; Chordata; Lepidosauria; Squamata; Colubridae.
AGGGCUACUACUGCGGCUACUACGGCGGCUACUACGUCGAGGCGGAGGCGCGGGAGGAAGCCGGCUGCGCUAAGGGCGGCCGUGCUGGGACUGGUGGCCGAGCUGGAUGUGGCGAGGAGACAAAGCCUCCCCUGGGACGACGCGCUGGCUCUGCAGCUCGCCAUGGAGGCGCUGCUGGAGAAGCGGCCCCGGGAGGCGAUCCGGGCUCUGGAGCCGCUGCUGCGGGGGGGAAGGGCCCGCCCGGCCGAGAGGGCUGCUGGCUCUGACCCAGGCCCUGCAGGAGGAAGGCUGGGCCGAGCGAGGGGACGAGCUGCCCCUGCGGGAGCUGCGCCCCUUGCUGGAGAAAGGGCUGCGCCUGGUGCGCAAGGAGCUGCUGAGCUGGCGGGCAGCCGAUCUGGAGGGCGCCGAGUGGGCAGGAUCGCCGGAGAUGGUGGUGGUGAAGGAGGAAGAGGAGGAGGAGGAGGAAGAAGAAGAAGUGACCCUGCCCAAAGUCCCAGGAGGGCAGGAAAGGAUGGUGGUGAAAGAGGAAAAAGAAACCGCUCCGGAUAGGAUCGCGCCCAAAGUCCCACCGUGGCAGGAGACUGUAGUAGUGAAGGAGGAAGAGGAGGAAGAAGAAGUCACCCCAAAUGGGACCGUGGCCAAAGUCCCCCUGCGGAAGGCAGGACUAGAACACGGGUCCCCCCGAGUGGCCUCCGUGGAGAGUUCCCCCCAAAACCGCUCCCGGGAGCAUCAUAUGCCGAGAAAGAUGCUGCCCGCUGAUUUCAGGUCUCCCUUUGCGAAGGAGAUGCGGGAGGAGGUGGACGCCCCCGGUUUGAAGGACGUCCCACGGAGGAGGAAGGACGUCGUCAGAAGAGGCCCCGGCAAGGAGGUUCUUGAAUCGGGAAAGACGGUCGCCCCCGACUUCGGGUCUCCCCGUCCAAAGGAGGCGGCAUCAGGACAGCAGGCGCAGACGGAUGUCCGCUUUAAGAAGGGUGCCACUUACUUCAGGUCUCCCUUUGCAAAGCAGACAGGGGGGCUGCGGGGGGAGAUGGGCGUCCCCGGUUUGAAGGACGUCCCAUGGAGGAGGAAGGACGUCCCAAGAGGCCCCGUCAAGGAGCUUCUUGAUUCGGGAAAGACGGUCGCCGCCGACUUCAGAUCUCCCCGUCCAAAGGAGGCGGCAUCAGGACAGCAGGCGGAGACGGAUGUCUGCUUUAAGAAGGGUGCCCCGUGGAAGAAAAUGGAGGACCUCCGGGAUGUCCUGCGGGUCAUCACCAGGAGGAAGAUGAGGGCUCUGUCUUGCUCCUUAUGGAAGCAAGGCCCUCGGAAGAUGUGCAGCCGUCUCCACCAGCUUUGCCGCCAGUGGCUAAAGCCGGAAAUGAACACGAAGGUUCGGAUGCAGGACCUGGUGAUCUUGGACCAGUUCCUGUCCUUCUUGCCCCCAGAGAUGGAGAGCUGGAUCCGGGAGUGUGGAGCAGAGACCAGCUGCCAGGCGGUUGCCCUGGCCGAAGGCUUCCUGAUGAGCCAGGCAGAAGACCAGAAGGAGCAGAGAGAGACCCAGCGUCUUCCAUUCCCGAGGACUGACUUGAAGCCCGUCGCUGAAAAACUGGAGAAAAAGAGGGAUCCACCAGAGCGUUCCUGGGAUCUGCUCUUCAGGGAGAUCUUCCAUGAAGAUCAAAGUUGGGCCACCUCCAUCAGAGAGUUGGCGUUCAUAGAUUCUUCUCCUUUUUUGGCUGGUGUUGAAAAAGCUGUUGAACAUCCAUCUCAGGUUCUCGUGUCUUUUCAAGAGGUGGCCGUGCAUUUUUCUGAGGAGGAAUGGUCUCAGCUAGAUCCUGAUCAGAAAUCUCUGUACCGAGAAAUCAUGCUGGAGAACUCCAGAAAUUUAGCCUUUCUGAGAAAUCACGUUCAAGAGAACAAGGAAACCUUCCAAAGAUUCGGCGAUGAAGGGAGGAGAGCUGAGUUUGCAAAUCCAACGGAAACAAAAGAGCACGAAAGAAAUCUGUCAGGAAACGACAGCAAGAACAGCCCAAAUUCGCCCUCUCCUGAAAUUCAAGACUCUCUUCCCAAAGGAGAUCCGAAAGACAAAAUAAAAGUGGAAAGCACGGAAACAUCUGAAGAAGGCUUAGAUUUAUAUGAAGAACACACAAUUCGCACUAAAGAAGAGACUCUGGGCCAAGAGGAUGAAGAAAAUUACAGCAAUAGGACUACUCUCCUUUCUGAACGUGGAAAAACCGACGUGGGAAAUAAACUACAUAAACAGAACGGGAAACCCUUCGAUGAAAGAGGUUCCUUUGCUCCCAGGGAAAGGAUUAAUUCAGGGGAAAAGCCAUAUAAAUGCAUGGAAUGUGGGAAGAGUUUCAGCCAGCGCAGGUAUCUUACUUCCCAUAAAAUAAUCCACACGGGGGAGAAACCAUUUAAGUGCACAGAUUGUGGAAAGAGCUUUAACCACAAGGCUAAUCUUAAUUCCCAUAGAAUGAAUCACACGGGAGAGAAACCGUAUAAAUGUAACGAGUGUGGAAAGAAUUUUACCCACAACUUUCAACUUACCUCCCAUAAGAGGAUACACACCGGGGAGAAACCGUACAAAUGCACGGUAUGCGGAAAGCGUUUCAACCAGCGCAGUAACCUUAAUUCUCAUAAAAAAAUCCACACAGAAGAAAAACCACAUAAGUGCACCGAGUGUGGAAAGAGAUUUACUCAGAAGGGUAACCUUAAAUCCCAUAAAAGGAUCCACGUUGGGGAGAAACCUCAUAAAUGCAAGAAGUGUGGAAAGGCAUUCCAUUAAAAAUGGGUCAGCGGUCCCCAGCUUUUAUAGUUUGAUGGCCUGGCAGUGUGUAUGUGAGGGCAUAAGCGCUAGCUUGUGCAAAUUGAGCUGAGUGCGCGCUGGCUCACCACUCACACAAAUUGGGCUGUGUAUGUCCAUACGCCGGCCUGCCGCUCACACCACCCAGUUCUGAACGGGCCAGAGCCUGGUAGUGUGCUGCGGCCCAGGAACUGGGGACCCCUGCCUUCACUUCCCCCAAAAUGAUCCAUAUUGGGGAGAAGCCGUGUAAAUGCUUGGAAAGUGGAAAGAAAUUCUGCAAAAAAUUCCAUGAAACCCAUCAGUUCAGAGGUCCAGCGUUUGAGCUUCCGAAGUGUCCUCUUUCAGGACAAUAUGGGGCCCAAAGAGAUUUCCACCUGCCUACACCACCACAGCCAUCGGUGGCUGAAUCCAGAAAGACAACCGCAUUUUCAGAGGCUGAAUCUGUUGCACCUGGAACAGUUCUCGGGUCCUGGCCUUGGCCAGAGCCUUCCUCCUGAGCCAGAUGGAGGACAGGACAGGCGGCAAGUGGGAGACUCCUUGGCAAACUCUAAAUUUGAUUUUAAUUAAUAAAAACUGUUUGAAUUCUGAAA